Teleopsis dalmanni is the source of this 821-nucleotide messenger RNA. RefSeq lists its product as uncharacterized. Bases 41 to 715 code for a protein of 224 amino acids. NCBI's taxonomy places the organism in Eukaryota, Metazoa, Arthropoda, Insecta, Diptera, Diopsidae. The transcript has 2 exons. The record is from RefSeq and is a predicted model, not a curated record.
GAUUUGACAGCAAUCGAAGUAGUAAAGUAUUUAAAAACCUAUGUCUCUGAUGUGUACUUUUGUGGUUGUUUUGAUAGUAACACUGUUUAGUCAACAGCUAAAAGCAAAUGAUGUGCAGACAACUAACACAGGACCAGUUACAGGUGUCAUGGAGAGCUUAGCUUACAAUGUGGCUAGUAUUACAGAUGAACUAAAUUUGGAAUUGGGUUCUAAGAUUGAACGUACGUCCAGCUCUUUACUUGGCAAUAUGGAAGUUGUAAUAGCAAAUGCAAUGUCUGAGUUGUCUACACCAAUCUAUGAAGCUGAUCAAAAACUAACGUCUGGUACUUGUGAGCUCGACUGGAGCAUGAACGAUUUACGAAAACGGAUCGAUGGUGAACUGCAGGAAUGUACACAAGAUAUUAGUGAAAUUAUGCAAGCCUUUGAGAGCGAUGCAGCCGGUAUUACUAGCGCUUUACAAACGUUCAUUGAUGAAAUCGUCAAUUUACCCGUUGUCUGCAACAUGCUUACCACAUUCUCAAGCAGUACCAAUUGCUUUGUCAAUAGGAUGGCCGAUAUUAAUAUUGAAAUUGGUAAGCAGCUUAAAGUUGCUAGUAACACCCUGUUACGUACACGUCAACUUACUCAAUCAAGUGUUGCUGCUGCUGAGAAGUGUACCAGUAACAUGGUGGCGGGAACACAGCGUUUCUUAACAGAAGAGAUGGCAAAAUGUUGAUUGAUAUGAGGUUUAAGAUUUGCUUAAGAACAUUGAUUAAUAAAAAUCAAAACAAUUAAAAAUUUUAAUUAAUAAUAAAUGCAUUUAGCAAAUGAAAAUAAAAGGG